GAAUGCUUAGAAUGCAUAGGAAGUAAUUCUGGUUUGGGCCGUGUAAAUGUAGGAAAGCUCUGUCAACUAUUGGUCAUCGACCAAAUGUCAAAUGUCAACAAAUAGCUGUGCUACAUAUUGGCUAAAAUAGUAACUUUGUAUUUCCGCAAAUUUAUUGUCGUAGUCAAGGCUUGUUUCUUGGACGUGAAGAUAUUAGUCAGGAAAUUGUAAGGGCAUGGAGGAUAUUCCAUUGCGAGUUUCCAUGGAAGAUAGAACUUUUGAUCAUGAUGAGAGUGAUUAUCUUUUAAGCGCUACAGAAGAAGCGAACGUAGCAUUUAGAAGAGGUCGCAGACGAAAAAGAAACACUGGAAUGGAAAGUUACUUCAACAAGCUCUAUCGUUGCUGCCACAGGGCAAAAGAGCUAAAUUCACGAACUGUAUGGAUUGGUCAUCAUUCCCAGCAGACUAAGGAUGUUGCUGAGUACUAUCCACCAAAUGGAAUUCGUAACCAAAAAUAUAACUUUUUCACUUUUCUUCCAAUGGUCUUGUUUCAGCAGUUCAAAUUCUUUCUAAACCUUUAUUUCCUCAUAAUGGCCAUAAGCCAAUUCAUCCCAGAAAUUAGAAUAGGAUAUCUUUACACAUAUUGGGGACCAUUGUGUUUUGUACUGUUGGUAACAACAAUUAGAGAAGCCAUUGAUGAUUUUCGCCGAGCUCAACGUGAUAAAGAAAUCAACUGUCGUCUGUAUAAAAAACUCGUGUCGUCAGGUUUCGAACUUAUUCCGAGCUCGAAAAUUAAAGUUGGCGAUCUUAUUUUUAUUGAUAAAGAUGAAAGAGUUCCUGCUGACAUGGUUCUCUUAAGAACUACGGAAAAGUCUGGAUCAUGUUUCAUUCGAACGGAUCAAUUGGAUGGCGAAACAGAUUGGAAAUUGCGAUUGGCCGUGACAGACACACAGAAGUUGGCGUUUGAUACUGAUUUAUUCCAGCUAAACGCUUCCGUUUUCGCUGAAAAGCCUCAAAGAGAUAUUCACACUUUUAUUGGAACUUUCAAAAGGAAUGAUGACCCACCCGUAGAAGAUUCCUUGAACAUUGAAAACACUUUAUGGGCCAACACUGUUGUGGCGUCAGGGACAGCCUUAGGACUAGUUGUAUAUACAGGAAAGGAAACGAGAAGUUCCAUGAACAAUUCACAGCCCAGGAGUAAGGUUGGAUUGUUAGAUCUUGAAGUAAACCAGUUAACUAAGAUUUUGUUUCUUGCCGUUGUCGGACUUGCACUGCUCAUGAUGUGCUUGAAAGGAUUCCAAGGCCCCUGGUAUCGAUACCUCUUCCGUUUCGUUUUACUUUUUUCUUACAUUAUUCCGAUUAGCUUACGCGUAAAUUUAGAUAUGGGCAAAGCGUUCUAUUCAUGGUCAAUCAUGAAGGACAAAGAAAUUCCUGGAACCGUUGUACGCUCAACGACCAUACCGGAGGAAUUGGGACGAAUUUCGUAUCUUCUUUCAGACAAAACUGGAACUUUAACAGAAAAUGAGAUGGUAUUUAGGAAAUUACAUUUGGGGACGACCGCGUAUGGCACCGAAACGUUUGAUGAAAUUCGCACUCUUCUAGGCCAGGCAUUUAGCCAUACCAGUAGUUCUACAACUAUAACACCUGGGCAACCAAGCAGUGGGAAAAUGCGCAGGACAGCGAUAACGCGAAUUGUUGAAGCGGCGAAAGCUAUUGGGCUCUGUCACAAUGUUACACCUAUUGUUGACGGAAAUCAAUUCGUACGUGUUACUAGAUUUAGUUUGUAUCAUGUUUCGUUGUUCAAUUAUUCAUUCUGGCUGCAGAUUGACAGUAAAAUCAACUAUCAAGCCUCUAGCCCGGACGAAAUAGCACUCGUAUCGUGGACAGAAAGUGUGGGCCUUACGCUCAUGGAACGCAACACGACGACCAUGACUCUGAGAAACCCACAUGGUACACUGAUGAACUUUACUGUAUUGCAGAUAUUCCCCUUCACGUCUGAAACUAAACGCAUGGGCAUCAUCGUCAGAGACGAACAAUCUGGCGAAAUAAUUUUUUACAUGAAAGGUGCCGAUACAGUAAUGAACCGCAUUGUAUUGUACAAUGACUGGCUCGAAGAGGAGUGCGGAAAUAUGGCAAGGGAAGGAUUGAGAACUUUGGUUGUGGCUAAACGUCCAUUGACAGACGAACAGUAUUCAGAGUUUGAUACUCGGUAUCAGGCAGCUAAACUAGCAUUGACGGAUCGGGCUGCCCGCGUUGCAGCCGUUGUUGAAAGUCUAGAACGUGAUAUGGAAUUGUUAGCCGUAACUGGGGUCGAAGAUCGUUUACAACAAAAUGUGAAGCCAUCGCUUGAGCUUUUGCGAAAUGCAGGAAUUCGAAUCUGGAUGCUGACUGGUGACAAAUUAGAGACUGCCAUUUGCAUUGCGCAGAGUUCGCGCCUUGUCCCUCGUUCCCAAAGUAUUCAUGUCUUUGGUAACGUAACGUCGCGUACAGACACUCAUCAAGAACUGAAUGCCUACCGUCGUAAAACCGAUUCCGCCCUCAUUAUUCGAGGUGAAUCGCUAGAGUUUUGUUUACAAUUUUACGAGCACGAAUUCAUGGAACUGGCUUGUGCUGCUCCAGCUGUUGUCUGUUGCCGUUGCACUCCGACUCAAAAGGCCUCAGUUGUGCGUUUAAUUCAGGAACACACGGGGAAGCGCACGGCGGCUGUCGGUGAUGGUGGCAACGACGUCUCCAUGAUUCAAGCGGCUGACACUGGCAUUGGAAUUGUAGGAAAAGAGGGCAAACAGGCUUCUUUAGCUGCAGAUUUUUCGAUUCCACAAUUUAGCCAUAUAGUUCGCCUCUUGUUGGUGCAUGGUCGGAGAUCGUACAAACGUUCAGCUGCUCUAGCCCAGUUUGUUAUCCAUCGUGGAUUAAUCAUAUCUACAAUGCAGGCUGUCUUUUCUUCAGUAUUUUAUUUCGCGUCCGUAUCCCUCUAUCAAGGCUUCUUAAUGGUUGGUUAUGCCACGGUUUACACUAUGAUUCCUGUUUUUUCGCUUGUUCUGGACAAAGACGUAUCCUCGAAAAUUGCCAUGACUUACCCGGAGUUGUACAAAGAACUAGCCAAAGGAAGAUCUUUAACAUAUAAAACAUUCUUCCUAUGGGUCUUGAUCUCCAUUUACCAAGGCGGUGUCAUCAUGUACGGAGCUCUGUUAUUGUUUGACGAUGAGUUCAUUCAUAUUGUUGCCAUCAGCUUUUCAGCUUUAAUCCUCACUGAGCUCCUCAUGGUCACCCUAACAGCAAGAAAAUGGCAUGUAAUCAUGAUCCUCGGAGAACUUGUGUCACUUGCUCUCUACGUAGCUUCACUUGCAUUGUUUCACGAAUUCUUCGAUUCACAGUUUAUCCAAACAGCCGAUUUUGUGUGGAAAGUGUGUGUUAUCACCGUGAUAUCCUGCUUGCCACUGUAUAUCUUAAAGUGUCUACAUAAGAAGUUCUCGCCUCCCAGCUAUUCGAAAUUAACCUAGUCAGAUGCGGUGCCUUUUCUUUUUUCAAUCCUGCCUACUACCCUGGUCUUGUUGUCCUCGAACGUUUUUUAAGAGGGGACAUUAAUAUACGCUGGACGAAUACAAACCCAUGCACCAGUC
Daphnia magna is the source of this 3598-nucleotide messenger RNA. Its product is annotated as probable phospholipid-transporting ATPase IIB. Gene Ontology annotation, biological process: endocytosis; phospholipid translocation; retrograde vesicle-mediated transport, Golgi to endoplasmic reticulum. Gene Ontology annotation, cellular component: plasma membrane; endosome; trans-Golgi network. The coding region runs from base 215 to 3478 and encodes 1087 amino acids. The record is from RefSeq and is a predicted model, not a curated record. Gene Ontology annotation, molecular function: ATP binding; magnesium ion binding; ATPase-coupled intramembrane lipid carrier activity. The transcript is spliced from 15 exons. NCBI's taxonomy places the organism in Eukaryota, Metazoa, Arthropoda, Branchiopoda, Diplostraca, Daphniidae.